Molecule: messenger RNA, 6522 nt
Organism: Panthera uncia (snow leopard)
Lineage: Eukaryota; Metazoa; Chordata; Mammalia; Carnivora; Felidae
Gene: PIWIL2
Product: piwi like RNA-mediated gene silencing 2
Exons: 22
Coding region: 1777-4755 (992 amino acids)
Biological process (GO): regulatory ncRNA-mediated gene silencing
Cellular component (GO): P granule
Molecular function (GO): protein binding; piRNA binding
Source: RefSeq, a predicted model, not a curated record
GUCGUUAUUUGAGGCUGGGUGUGUAGGAGGAACGCAGGACUGGAAAAGGUGGGAAGCUUGUGGCCAGAGGAGAGCGUGAAAGUUACUUAGACGGAAACGGGGAGUGGGAACCCCGACAGAGCUAUUGGUUUUGGGAAUAGGACUUUGUUCUGGGGUGGGAGAGUAGGAUUCGCCUUCACAGGCCUCCCUUCUGGUUAGGCCCCAAGUCAUAGUUCCCCAGCCCAGAGCUCCCUCCUGGAGAGGUCGGGAAGAUAGGCCUGACCUGGGGCCCGUCCCUAUCGCGCCUUCUAACCAACCGGCUCUCUGCUCACUAAUCAAAGGAGAAAAGUCCAUACUGAGGGAGGGCAUACUGUAGGAGGAGCCUGAAUCCCUAGAAGUGAUGAUGGAGAUGAGGGAAGGGCUGAGAAAGAGGAGGAUUCCAGAAAUCCUGUAAUUGGUAGGUAUUAUAGCGCCUCUCAGUGUGUGCUGGUUAGACAACUCAUUCUUUGGGUGCUGUUGGGAAGAUGUGAGCAAGGAGGCCAGGGCAACUGAAAAGGAGUUUAAACAAUUAAAGGGGAGUACUAUUGUAGCCUUUAAGGAAGGGAGGCAUAUCCUGCCAUUUUCGUUUUACAUUUAUAGCUUAGUUAAAAAUUAAAAGUUUGUUUUUUUGUUUUGUGGUUUUUGUUUGUUUGUUUCUUCCCAGAUCCUGAACUAUAACCAUCUGUAGUAUUGACUUAGGAAUUCUGUCAGUCUUUUCUGUAUGCGGAUGGCCUGAUUUUUUGUAGCUAAUACUUAAGGCAAGUUUGCAAAAGUUAAGAGGUUUCCUUGUCAGUUAAGGGAUCAGGGCAAUGAAGGAAGCUCUUUAAAGAAGGAGUCCUGACUUCUAUAGAUUAUAAAGUGAUUUUGAAGAGGCCUGAUGGUCCUGAGAUUUGAGGAGCCAGGAAGAGUCUUAUCCCUGGUUACCUGGGUGAGAAAAGAGUGUUAAAUGUCAUCCGUGAGACUCAACAGGUAUUGCAAGCUCAAAGCAGAAGAGUCCGCAUCCUAGAGACUUCAGUUCUGGUAGAGUUUGAAAGAAGAGUUUUAUAGAGAAGAAUUGGAUAAAGAUUCAGAGAAGCAACUAUGGAGAUCAAGGGGGAGAUGGAAUAGUUUAUGUGAAAGUAGACUGGGAAAAAAAUUACGAGUCUAGUAGAGAAAAGAGAGGCCAAAAACAAAGCAAAACCCGUAAAUAUUUGCUGACAGAAUAAUUUUGUGGUAUGAUUAUGUUAACUGUGAAUUUGCUCAUAAACCAAAAUCCUGUCCAUACAUAAAAAGUGCUUCCUUGUGCAAUAGGUAGUUAACUCGCAGGACUGGGUUCUCUGAGAGGCUGUUUGGGUAGAAAAUACAAGUACCUUUGAGGAGAGCUUGGCUUUUAAGGGCUUGCUGAUGGAGAAUAUUCAAAAUAUUCUGGGCUAAAUAGAGCUUUUGAAGUGAACAUGAUAUAGGAAGGAGGCUGGUUGUAUUACUGGUCUGACCUAAAGAAACUAUAUUUCCGGGGCAUCUGGGUGGCUCCGUCAGUUGAGAGUUUGACUCUUGAUUUCAGCUCUGGUCAUGAUCCCAGCAUCGUGGGAUUGAGCUGCGUUGGGCUUCUCACUGAGCGUGGAGCCUGCUUAAAAUUCUCCCUCUUUCCUCCCCCACCCCUGGCUUUUGUGUGCAUGCGCUCUCUCUCUAAAACAAAAAAAACCCAACUAUGUUUUUAAUGCUUUGUGAAUUUGUCUUGAAGGAAAAGGAAAACAAUUGGGAAUCUUUAAUCUUUAUAAAAUGAAAUGUUGGCAGGUAAUUUAUCAGAAUAGGAUUGACACCAGUGUCCUCUGCAGCCGUUCAAUGGAUCCUGUCCAACCACCCUUCAGGGGCUCUUCUGUGAACCCAUCUCAGUGUGUACGGAUGCCUGGCUCUUGGCCACAAGCUCCUAAACCUUUGGACUCAGCGCUGGGCAGGGCAGGAUCUACAGGCAGAGGCCAUGUAUUUGGGAAGCCAGGGGAACCAAGCCCACGGAGUGGGCCAGCACAAAGGGAAUGUGUGGAUUUGGUCUCCAUGUUCCGAGGACUGGGCCUUGAAACAGUGUCUCGGACCCCUCUGAAACGGGAAAUGCCUCCAUUAGGUAGAGGCAUUUUAGGUCGAGGCUUGUCUACCAGUAUGGUACGCAAGGACAAAGAAGAACCCCAUCCCACUUUUCCGGAUCCUUCAGUGCUGGCAGCUGGGGAUAACAAGAUGGCAGAGGCCUGUUUUGGUUGGAAUAGAAUGCUUGGAAGAGGGAAUUCGGAUAUGUCUUUAUUCCCUUUGGGAAGAGCAGCUGGUGGUAUAGGCAGAGGAGUAUAUAAGGCUCCUGCUACUCUCAGCUUGACUUCUCGGGAUCCUGCCCAGCUGUCAUCAUCACCACCUCUGCCCCCAUCCUCACCACACUCUCUGGAUCACCCUCUACUUGGGACUGUAGAACACAAGGGAAAAGAGCUUUUUGUGAAGCAAGGAUCAAAAGGUACACCUCAAUCUUUGGGAUUGAAUCUUAUCAAAAUACAGUGUCAUAAUGAAGCAGUCUAUCAAUAUCAUGUGACUUUCAGCCCCAAUGUGGAGUGCAAAAGCAUGAGGUUUGGCAUGCUGAAGGACCAUCAAGCUGUCACCGGCAACGUUACUGCUUUUGAUGGAUCCAUUCUCUAUCUGCCUAUUAAACUUCAGAAACAAGUCCUUGAGUUAAAAAGUCAAAGGAAAACUGAUGAUGCAGAGAUCAGCAUUAAGAUUCAAUUGACAAAGAUCCUGGAGCCCUGUUCUGACUUGUGCAUUCCCUUCUACAAUGUUGUUUUCCGUCGGGUAAUGAAACUUCUAGAUAUGAAGCUUGUAGGGAGAAACUUUUAUGACCCUACAAGUGCUAUGGUUCUACAGCAGCACAGGUUGCAGAUCUGGCCAGGCUAUGCAGCUAGUAUCCGAAGAACAGAUGGAGGUCUUUUUCUGCUAGCUGAUGUCUCCCAUAAGGUCAUUCGGAAUGAUUCAGUGCUGGAUGUCAUGCAUGCCAUGUAUCAGCAGAACAAAGAAAACUUCCAGGAUGAGUGCACUAAGCUUCUGGUUGGCAAUAUUGUUAUAACCCGAUACAACAAUCGUACCUAUCGCAUUGAUGAUGUGGAUUGGAAUAAGACACCAAAAGAUAGCUUCACAAUGUCUGAUGGGAAGGAGAUCACAUUCUUGGAAUACUACAGCAAAAACUAUGGGAUCACAAUUAAGGAAGAGGACCAGCCACUGCUGAUCCACAGGCCCAGUGAGAGACAGAAUAACCAAGGGAUGCUGCUGAAAGGCGAAAUCCUGCUGCUGCCUGAGCUUUCAUUCAUGACUGGAAUCCCUGAGAAGAUGAAGAAGGACUUCAGAGCCAUGAAGGAUUUAACCCAGCAGAUCAACCUGAGCCCCAAACAGCACCAUAAUGCUUUGGAAUGCUUGCUGCAGAGAAUUUCAAAGAAUGAGACAGCUAGCAAUGAAUUGGCACGCUGGGGACUCUGUCUCCAGAAGGAUGUACAUAAGAUUGAAGGACGUGUUCUGCCAAUGGAAAGAAUUAACUUAAGAAAUACUUCAUUUAUCACAUCUCAGGAACUAAACUGGAUUAAGGAAGUAACCAGAGACCUUUCCAUCUUGACUGUCCCCAUGCAUUUCUGGGCACUGUUUUACCCAAAGAGAGCAAUGGAUCAGGCCCGAGAACUGGUUAAUAUGUUGGAAAAGAUAGCUGGCCCCAUUGGUAUGCGCCUCAGCCCACCAGCCUGGGUUGAACUAAAGGAUGAUCGAAUUGAGACCUAUGUCAGAACCAUUCAAUCCAUGCUAGGAGUUGAGAGGAAGAUACAGAUGGUUGUUUGCAUCAUCAUGGGAACACGUGACGACCUCUAUGGGGCUAUUAAAAAGCUGUGCUGUGUGCAGGCUCCUGUGCCCUCACAGGUCAUCAAUGUUCGAACCAUUGGUCAGCCAACCAGGCUUCGGAGUGUGGCCCAGAAAAUUUUACUUCAGAUUAAUUGUAAAUUGGGUGGUGAGCUCUGGGGAGUGGAUAUUCCUCUGAAACAAUUAAUGGUGAUUGGGAUGGAUGUUUACCAUGACCCCAACCGAGGCAUGCGCUCCGUGGUUGGCUUUGUUGCAAGCAUCAAUCUCACACUCACAAAAUGGUAUUCACGAGUGGUGUUCCAGAUGCCUCAUCAGGAGAUUGUGGAUAGCCUGAAGCUAUGCCUGGUGGGCUCCUUAAAAAAGUUUUAUGAGGUGAACCACUGUCUCCCAGAGAAGAUUGUGGUAUACCGUGACGGAGUGUCUGAUGGCCAACUAAAGACAGUUGCCAACUAUGAGAUUCCUCAGCUACAGAAGUGUUUUGAAGCUUUUGAGAAUUAUCAGCCCAAGAUGGUAGUAUUUGUAGUUCAGAAGAAAAUCAGUACCAAUUUGUACCUGGCUGCUACCGAGCACUUUGUGACUCCCUCCCCUGGGACUGUGGUAGAUCAUACCAUAACAAGCUGUGAGUGGGUGGACUUCUACCUUCUUGCCCAUCAUGUACGGCAGGGUUGUGGCAUUCCUACCCAUUAUGUCUGUGUUCUCAACACUGCAAACCUGAGUCCUGAUCACAUGCAGAGGUUGACUUUCAAGCUGUGCCACAUGUACUGGAACUGGCCUGGCACCAUCAGAGUCCCAGCUCCCUGCAAGUAUGCCCACAAGCUAGCUUUUCUGUCAGGACAGAUCUUGCAUCAUGAACCAGCCAUCCAGCUGUGCGAAAACCUGUUCUUCCUGUGACUGGGCAGCCAGGAUAUGGGUGCUUAGGGAGAUUAGACUUCUGAACUCAGCUGCAACUCAGGCAGGAUCAAGAGGGACCCAAGGGGUUUUUGUGUUGGCGGUGGGUUGUUGUGGUUUUUUUGUUUUUUGUUGUUUUUUUUUUUACCAACCUGGUAGAAUAAGAUUUCUUUUUUCUUUUUUUUUCUCUUUUAUACCUGAUAUCACCAAGAAGUAAGUUCCAUUUCUAAAUAUCAGCUGGAAAUUUCCUUGUUGCCUUUGUAGAGCAAGUGGUGGCAGUACAGGUCCUGUAUAUAUGGAGGGGGUGAAUACAAGGGAACCUCUAAAAGCCCCCAUAGCCAACAUGAGCUGUGGAAACCUGCAAAAACAGCAGUUACACCUUGUAAGUUAUGCUUACUAAGCACUUCCUAUUUCUGUGCCAGAGGUGAUAAUGAAUGAAGUCAUUCCGAGUUUCUUGAAGUAGAGAGUUACUUUAUUUGGGCAACUGAGAAAGGUAGUAAAAACACCUGUGAGGCAAAGUUUUUCUAGAUAUUGUGAUUGCUGGUAAGUGUGAAAGGCACGUAGUAAAACCAGCUGGUGGCGUAGUCAAGUCCUACUGACCUAAUCUUGUCUGGGAAUUGAGUUUAUGACACCUGUGCCUUGAGUUGGCUUUGAAGCUUUGAAAGGGGCAUUUAGCCAUUCCUUGGCCUCCUGAGAAAGGCCAGAUGAAGUUUUUUUCUGUAUAUUUUAGUUGCUUUACAGUGUACCAUGUUGAUUUCUUCCUACACCACCUCCCCCGCCCACCCCCCUGACACACAUUGGCUCUUUGUUAUUGAUCUUUAAUAAAGUUUCAGCUUUUAAAUUAAGAAUCAGAACACGGUGAAAUUCAACAGCUAGGAAGAUUCAUGAUGGAGUGAGUCUUUCUUAAACCUUUUUCCUGGAUGUGUGGCCUUCUUUUCGUUGAUGUGUUUGUAAAUGGAAUCACUCAUUUCCCUUGCUCAAUAACCUAUUCCUGGCUGUUGGCUCAUAUUGUUAGGAAUUUUUCUGAAUCCAGCUUAAGAUUUCCAAAAGUCAGCUUUGGAAAACAUGACACUCCUGCCAGAGUCCAGACAUUUCAGCUUAGAAAACUGUCAAUAUGCCUGUGGGGUUUUUUUGUGUUUAUUUUUCCCUGUUUUAAAAUCCUCUGACCCCUUCAGGGUUAAUUCAGUUUUAACUUGCUUCAGUUUUAACUUGCUUUAACUGGUUUUAAACGCCAAUUUUAUUUACCCAUCUCAAAUUUGUAUUUAUUUAUUUAUUUUUUGGUGUGAUGGCAGGGAGGGGACAAAGCAGAAACUCCCAUUUUAUAUAAUAGUGUCUGAGAAGAGAAACUUUAGCUUAAAACUCCUUAGAAGAAUAAAAGCAAGCAAGUUUUCAGUUUGUUGCAGUGCCCCACAGAGGUUGAGGAACUUUGAAUGAGUGUUGCUAGUGCACUCCUAGUUUCAUUUAGAGUGUGGGACAUAGGGCAAGGCUAAAGCCUGGAAUUUAAAACCCACUGAAUCAAACAAAUUGGACCACUGGUCUCCGUCUCAACAGAUCAGCUUUCUGAUUCUCUGUGGAAGCAUUUUGAAUUUCUCUUUUGAAGUUGGAUUUCCUAAUACUCAUUUUCUCUUAUAUAAUCAGAAAAGACAAAUGCUUGAAUAUAAUACAAAAUUUCUUCACUUUUUAUUCCUGUUCUCUUGCCAUUUUUUUCAGUCUUAAUGUGCAAUGAUUGGGCUGUGGGGUGGGAAAUAAAUAAAAACAAAUUUGUAUAAA